GGCACAAAUUAUUUACUUUGGUCUCGUACUUUUACAUUAGCCAUUGAAGCUAAAGGGAUGUCUGAGUUCAUUGAAGGCCCUGUUACUGAGCCUACUACUGAUGUUGAACUCAAGACGUUUAAGUCUCGUCGAUCUUUAGCCAUGACUUGGUUGUUUAAUUCUAUGAAUGCUGAUAUUCGUAGUCCUUUCUUGCUUCUUAACACUCCAUAUCAGAUUUGGACUAUUGCCACACAGACUUAUUCUCAGCAGGGCAAUGAUGCUCAGUGUUUUGAGUUGCGAAAGCGACUUCGUACUAUGGAUCAACACAAUCGAUCUGUUGCUGUUUACUUUGCUGAUCUUAGUGGGGCUUGGCAAGAAUUUGAUUAUUAUCAGGGGUUUCAAGCAGUCUGUUCCGUUGAUGCUGGUGCUUGGUUAAAAAGAAUAGAGAAAGAGCGUGUGUAUGACUUUCUUGCUGGUCUUGAUGUGGAGUAUGAUCCAAUUAGAGUGCAGGUGUUGGGUCGUGUUCCGUUUCCAUCUUUGGGCGAGGCCUAUGCCGUUGUUCAACAGGAGGAGAGCAGAAGGGGUGCUAUGUUACAAGCUCCUACUUCUGAUCGUUCUGCAUUGGUUGCUAUUCCGCAGGGACAGUUUGGGUCUGGCAGUGGAAAGUCUCAGUCUGGUACUACUAGUGGGAUCAUAGACCGUAUGUCACUCCAGUGUGAUUAUUGCCACAACACUGGACAUACCAAGGAUUUCUGUUGGAAGUUACAUGGUCGUCCUUCUCGUGGGCGAGGCAGUGGACGUGGAGGUCGAGGUCGUGGUCCCGGGCGUUCUCAGGCUCAGGCACAUGUUUCAGAGUUUGCUACCUUGUCUGAUUCUGGGUUCAGUACAGGAGUUCUGUCACCUUCUGAUUCUGUUGGCGGUUUCUCUCAGAGGGAGAUGCAAGCUCUCAGGCGUCUUAUGGCUCAGGCUGAUUCUUCCUCUACUAUAGCUCCUACUUCCACAGCAGCUCCUACUGCAUCCUAUUUUGCUCAUUCAGGUAUUCCAGCUAGUGCAUUUACUGCCUCCUCUGGUAUUCCUUGGAUUAUCGAUUCUGGUGCUUCAGAUCAUAUGACAGGAACUGGAAACGGGGAAGGUGAUUGGCAGUGGUAAAGCACAUGGUGGUAUCUAUUAUCUGGAGCAUGCACCUCAUCCAUCUCAGCCAUCUUUAUCAUGUGGACAAGCUCUACGGGCAGAUAUGAGUUCCACUCUUUCUUUGUUACAUCGGUGGCACCGUAGAUUGGGUCAUCCCUCUUUUGGGAUAUUAGAGAAACUUUUUCCUACUUUAGUUAAACAUUGUCCUAGGGAUCAGUUUUUUUGUGAAGCUUGUGAGUUUGGAAAACAUAAACGCUCUUUUUAUGCACCUAUUAAUAAACGAAGUGAUUCUCCAUUUAUGGUUAUCCAUUCUGAUGUUUGGGG
Rhododendron vialii is the source of this 1434-nucleotide messenger RNA. RefSeq lists its product as uncharacterized. Lineage: Eukaryota; Viridiplantae; Streptophyta; Magnoliopsida; Ericales; Ericaceae. Bases 58 to 1128 code for a protein of 356 amino acids. The record is from RefSeq and is a predicted model, not a curated record. The transcript is spliced from 2 exons.